AUGCCAUUAGGAAACGAUGACACAUGGGACGACGACCGACCAUCGCCAAUCAGUCGCAUGCCAGCGCGUUCCCCUCGCCGCGGGUUACCACGACCUCGCGCAACCCUCUUCGUUCUCUUCGCCAUCCUCGUCGCGGGAUGCAUCACUGCCGUCCAAAUCAUCACAUGGGCGUUUCGCCCGGGCAGAGGCAUGGAUGCCGAGUUGAGCCACGUGUUUCGCUUGAAUGACGUGUAUGUGAACGACGACGGCAAUGUGUUCAAUGCCACCACUCUCUUUAACAAGGGUGACUGCAACGGCCACCUCAAUUUCUCCUUCAAGGCAGGAAAGACUCAAGUGUAUCACGUUGACAAAGCAGUUUCUCUUGUGUAUCGCCAAGCGGACGCAUUCUAUCACGGCUUCAUAGAGUGGCAACCCGCCUUCUAUAUUCUCCACAAAGUGCUUGCAGCUCAUCCAGACAUCCCGCUUCUGGCUCGACCCUCCCAGUGGCGUUUCUAUCAUCGCACCAUUCAACACCUGGUCAGAGUCAGCACCAAAUUCUUCCGCCGCCUAGCCAUUCCCGAGGGAACCAUUUUCCACGUGAAAAAUCUUUACCUGCCACUCUACCAGAGUUGUGGGAAUCCCUCUCCUGCCAUUUGGCGCACCCUUCGUUAUAAUCACAUUCUUCUGCCCGAAGGGUUGCCGUACUUUUAUGAGGACAGGUGGCAGCUCCGGAACGUGCCACGUGGCGAUGGUCAUGGGAAUUUUUCGGGCAGUUUGGAUGGUGGGCCGGGUAAUGCGAGUGUGGGUUUUCGAGACCGGAAAUAUUUGACGAAGGUUUUUCCGCUGCCCAAGGAUUGGAUCGUGGUGGUGGUGCAGCGGCUCGGGGCCAAGGGCAGGACGAUGAAGCAGUUCGGGCAGCUGCUGGGGGCAGUUCAGAAGCUUUUUGGGAUGGGCAGGGUCCACAUUUUCAACGGCACACAGAGCGUUUAUGAAACUCGGGACUUGUUCAGCAAGGCUCGUCUUCUAGUGGCAGGGCAUGGGGCAGGGAUGUCCCACAUGAUAUUUAUGCCGCCCAACGGUACAGUGCUGGAGAUUCGUCCCGAUAAUUAUGAUAACGCGUGCUUUCAUCAUCUUUCACAUGCGUGCGAUUUGAAUUACUACCUUGUUUUUGGCAAGGGUGCUAGGCUCAAGCCCUUGACUUUUGAUAAGCAAAAGGUUAUGAAGGUAUUGAGACAAAUAAAAGAGGAUUUUGGUCAUCCUCGUUACUGGUAA
Messenger RNA from Closterium sp. Yama58-4, 1251 nucleotides. NCBI's taxonomy places the organism in Eukaryota, Viridiplantae, Streptophyta, Zygnematophyceae, Desmidiales, Closteriaceae. The record is from the annotation of a GenBank genome assembly.